AUGUCAUGUUUGGAUUUAUACAUAGAUUUGGAAGAUAUCACUCAAGAAGAAAGAGAAGCGAGUUUAGAAAAUGUGUCAUUUGGUGGUUUUCCAAGGGGGGAACGUGCUAGUACUUCUCGAAACCGUGAUGAAGAGAAGACACCUUUAUUUGCACAAGAUGACUAUCGGGAAGAGUCGGAUUCCGACUACAUAGCUCCAAGUGAAAGCGAAGAAGACUGUGAUGUCUCCGGAGAGAGUGAUUUUGAAGAAAGUGAUGAUGAAAUGUUGGAAAAUGAGGAAAGGGAUUGUAAUCCAUUGCCCCGACGCCAUGUAUAUAGUAAGAUGGGGAAAUGGGAUGCCUCAUGUGUGGACAAGGAUGAGUUUGCUCUUAAGAUGUGGGAUGAGACGCCCGAAGGAAUGGACAUUGGUGUUUGUUUCAAAUCUCAAUCAGAAGCAAAGCAUCCUAUGAAAUUAUGGAACAUCCAUCAUAAAAGGGAAUAUACGGUCGCCGCUAGUAGUCCAAGGAGGUGGGCUGUGCGGUGCAGAACAUUUAAUGUGGAAAGUGAGGAUGGUGAACCACCAUGUGAGUGGAAGAUGCGUGUGUCAUUGAAAGCUCACAGCCUUCAUAAAAUUGUGAGAUGGCAUGAUGCACAUAAUUGCAUGACUCCCGUGAAUGAUAAUGACAAUCGGUGUGUGGACGCAUCUUUGAUUGCUAGACUCAUCAGGAGAAAGGUUGAGGACAACGUAGAUUAUACGGUAGCCUCGGCACAGAAAGAUGUGAAGACCUUAUUGAAAGUAGAUGUGCCAUACAAAAGGGCGUGGCACAGGAGGAGGAAAGCCAUAGAAGUAGUCUAUGGUGAUUGGACCUCGAAUUUCGAAGAACUUUCACGGUAUAUCGCUGCACUUAAGUUUACUAAUCCUGAGACUGUAGUAGAGUGGGAAUGGAAGGAGGGACAAGAAGGUUGGAACAGGGGAAAUAGGACAUUUAAAUACGUCUUCUGGUCAUUUGCACCAAUGGCUGAGACAAAAGAACAAUUGUCUGCGAGAAAUUGCAUGACACCGAUCCCUCCUGAGUUAUGGAAAAAAUACGAGAAAAUGAACGACAAAGCAGCCUGUUUUGAAGCCACCCCUUUUGAUGGUGAUGAUGAUAUGUGGCGUGUUGUUACUGCAACACGCCUAAGUGGCAGGGGUGGGUCUUUGCAUACGGUGAACUACAAUGAACAUAGGAUUGAAAUGGUGACGCCGGCAUCGGGCUCGCAAUAUGACUAUCAACCUAAACAUCUUCACCCGGGACCUAUACAAGAUAAAAUGCUAUAUCGUCAAACAAAGCAUAGGUCCCAAGCUGUCUAUGAGAACAAGAUACCAGAUAUUAAAACAUUCCGCUUUAAGGGCCGUAGAUACGACAGUGAUUUUUGGGGGAUAUACAAAAAAACGACACUGGAGGUGGAUGGUGACCCGGUGUAUGGGACGACAGUUAGCCGGACUGCAGAUGAAUGGCGGGAUCAAUGUGAGGCUUAUUUGGGAUUCCGGCCAGCCCAAGUAAAUGGCCAAUGUGUCAAUGUUGGUAUUUUCGAAGAUGAGAUGGGCCCUGCACUACCUGAGAAUUCCACUGUCCAUCGUUUCAAGCAAAGGGCCAGGACACUUAUACUGCAUUUUAUUAGCAGUUCCAUGUUUCCUAAUAAGACGCAAAACACUGUCAAUCUGCAGUUCUUGGCCCAGGUUAAGGAUUUGGAUCAGUGUAGUCGAUACAGUUGGGGAUCAGCACUGCUGGCUGUACGUCGUCAUUGGAAUAGGAGAGAAGAGUACGUGCUACGAGAUUUGGAGGAAGGAGAUCCUGGUUCCGUAUAUGAGGGGUACUAUGAAUGGUUCAUGGUGAACACUGUUAGACUGAUAUCCGAUCCCGGUAAUUAUGAACCUCAAGGAUACGAGACUUCUUCGAGCUGCGUGAAAUUAUAUAGUGAAGUAUUGAACAACAUUCGCGUGAGUACCGAGAGGUUUAGAGAAAAACGAGAAGAUGAGAAUCUCCUAGAUGAAGAACUCGACAAGCAUUUGGACGAUAUCAUCAAUCAAACACAUGCUGCUUUAACCUUGGGCGCAAAUGAUGAGAUGGAGGUGGAGGAUACCCAAAUCCUGGUUGAUGAAGAUCCAUCAUUGCCCUCACAACCUCCGCCGGGUAAAAAAACAAAACCGUGGUCGAGAGAUAAGAUUGGAGGAGGAAGAAAGAGGAAGGUCACAAUCCCCCCUCGGACAUCGCAACAACAAACUGAGGGUCAACAAAAUGAGGAUCAAGCACAUUCUUCUCGAGGCUCGCGCAUCCAGGUCGAGACUCAUUUUGAAGACGCUGGUGGAACCGAGACUCAAUUUGACCUUGGUCGAUUCGAGACUCAGUUUGACCUUGGUGGACCCGAGACUCAGUUUGGUGGACAGUCGCAACCACAACCGGGAGUCAAAUUUCUCACCAUGGGGGAGUCCCAAUCCCAACCCCAACUCGAGGCUCAGUUUGGUGGACAGUCGCAACCACAAUAG
Molecule: messenger RNA, 2505 nt
Organism: Oldenlandia corymbosa var. corymbosa
Lineage: Eukaryota; Viridiplantae; Streptophyta; Magnoliopsida; Gentianales; Rubiaceae
Source: the annotation of a GenBank genome assembly